GGCGUCGGUGAGAUAUUUUGCUUUAGCCAAAGGAAGCAAAGGAAACAUCUUUUGACAAAUUCCUGGUCACGAAAGAUGGAGAUCACAUCAUAUUACACUAAACUUCUGGGAGAACUAAAUGAACAGCGGAAGCAGGACUUCUUCUGUGACUGCAGCAUUAUUGUGGAAGGGAGAAUUUUCAAAGCUCACCGGAAUAUUCUGUUUGCUAACAGUGGGUACUUCAGAGCCUUGUUGAUUCACUACAUCCAUGAUAGUGGACGUCCUAGCACUGCCUCCCUGGACAUUGUUACAUCUGAGGCCUUUUCCAUAAUACUGGACUUUCUCUAUUCUGGAAAGCUGAAUCUUUGCAGUAAGAAUGUCAUUGAAGUGAUGUCAGCUGCUAGUUACCUGCAGAUGACUGAUGUAGUCAGCUUUUGCAAACUGUAUAUCAGAUCUUCUCUUGAUAUCUGUGUGAAAGAUGAGAAAGAUGAUAACUGUAAUCAUGUGGAGAAUGGGAGUAAUAUAGUAGCCUUUGGAGAUGCUGUGUCUUUUUGUAGAAAUCAAUGUCCAAACCCUGUUUCAUCAGUUCAACAGCAGGAAUCAAGCCCUGACAAUAAUCAAAGCAUAACAUGGAAUGAGUGCAAUUCUUAUCAUCCCAUAGAUCUUGUACAGAAAGAUCAGGACAACCUUUCUCCAGAGAAACUUCAUCCUCCAUCACUACCCAAACUUCCAGAACCUAAAGUUGAGUUUGACGAGGACGAAGUGGAAUCAGUUGACCGUUUCCGACAGUUUACACCAUCUGCCACAGAUCAGGCUGAGGAAAGGCUGCAGACUGCCCCAGCUAUGGAAAUAGCCUACGAAAAUUAUCAGAUGAAGCAAUUCUUAGAGGUUUUAUUGAGGACAGGGAAUGUCCAGCGGAAGGAGGAUCUAAUACAGCACUUUUCCCGAGGGGCGCGUCCAGAGGAUGGAGGGGGCUCCUUUUCCAAUAUGAUGGAUGUGCAGAGUGAUUGGUAUGGGGAGGAUGCAGGGAAUGGAAUAAUUGUGCGAAAAAAGAUCUAUAAGUGCCCGUUCUGCACUUACACAGCUAAGCAGAAAGGAAUCCUAAAACGACACAUGCGCUCACACACUGGAGAGCGCCCAUACCCAUGUGAGACCUGUGGAAAAAGGUUCACCAGACUUGAGCAUCUCCGAAGUCAUGCUUUAAGUGUACAUCGCUCAAACAGACCAAUUGUCUGCAAAGGGUGCAGGAGAACAUUUACCAGCAACUUACAGCAUGGUGCAAGACGGUUUGGCCUCUGUGACAGCUGCACAUGUGUGAUGACUACCAAUGAGGAGACGUCACCAGUCAAUCUAAGUCAGACUGAGCAAGUUUUGGAGAACCAGGAGAAGGAGGACAAAGAUGCCAGUUGGCCUGUGUACAUAGAAUCCAGUGAGGAGAAUGAAUCUGCUGGAGACAAUAUGGAUGACAAGCAGCAGAUUCAGAGAAACUUGACAGAUGGUGAAGGAUUUAUUUAGGGCCACCGGAAAUGACUUCCUUUCCAGGUGGAUUGUAAAUACUCUCUUCAUCAUGUUGAACAGGUGCAGUUAUGUACCACUGUAUAUAGUUGACAACUCCAAGGCCAAAGAAACUCCAGCCACUACAGAAUUCUCAAGAUCAGAGCAAUUUAAAAGAACCCCUAUCCAAGGAGUUCGUUAUAAGGUCAGUAAACUGGAGAGGAGACUGCUACACAAUGCGUGUCAAUCUGAAUGGAGGAAGCUGAGAAACCUCUUUCUGUGACAGCUUGAAUGGACGGAGCCAAAUAUCUGCUGGUAAAACCAAAGUGAAAUCUUCUGCAUUGGCAGAAAAUUUAAAGCCAAUUCCUUUUCAGCAUUUGCUGAGUAUUUAUCUUUGUGCGAAAUGUUUUUCUUCCCAUACAAUAUUCUAUACAAAUACAACAGAGGUGGAAUAAUUCCACUGUAAGCAAAUUGUUCUGGGAAUGAAAAUGCCAGUGGUUGACUGGGCUGGUCCACUGGAAAAUCACUUAAAAUUUCAAGAUCAAACAGCUUGAAAUACAGUGCUUUGAAUAACUUUGUACAUAAAGUUGUUUUUUUAAAAAAUAGCACUAAAAUACGGUGGUCUUGGUGUAAUGAAGUAUUCACUGUUGGUUAAUAUGUGGAUGUUUUAUAACUUGUACAUAGUGGAUAUUGUCUUGGUGUUCCUACAGUUGGGUAAAAUCUGUUCUCUUAGAAUUAAUCUUCGGGGUUCAGCCAGACCCACUGGAUUUCCCCAGCCCCUGUGGGAUACAGAACAUUAUUUAACCAGGAUAUGGCACAGGUGGAUGGAGGUAGGGUAGAUUCCAAUCAACUGAGGAAGGCUUUCUGGCACUUGUCUAUAUAUUUAUAAUAAUUGUAUCCAUUCUCAUUUUUGUCUCCUUUUUUAAUGUAAGUUGUUAAAUUUAUUCCCAUUCCUGGCAGCCUACAGGUUUGGCUAAACGGACAUGGAAACUGAACAGCUGGAAUGAUAAAGAUUUUGAUGAACCCUAUUCUUCACUUUUGGAAGGUGAAAUUCAAGGGCUAGAAAAUAGUAUUUAAAAAGAACUUGUUCUACAGGAAACAAAACUGAAAAUUGUCUGCUAUAAAUGUGUACAUGUUCUGAUGGCUACAUCAGAACUCCUUUAAACUGCAAUAAUUUUUUAAAAUUUAAAUUUGACCUGCCUAAAAGGGUCAAGUAGCAGAAUGGACUGCUCAUCUAUAAAGCAAUCAUGAACUCAGUCUAAUAGGUUACAUUGCCGUUUACUGGCCCCAACUCAACUGUCAUUGUUUUGUGUUGGCUGCAUUGUGUUGGAAAGUGUCCCUUUGUGUCUGGUUGACACAUUGUUCCUUUGUCUGAUCUUUUCUGUUGAUUUGGGCACUAUAUUUUAAUGUUUUAUCUUAAUAAUUACUGAGUGGAUGUGAUUUUAAUGUACAUGUGCAUGUUGUAAAGUUUGUUCUCAAUUUCACUGAGGCUAACAUUGUCCUCUUUGACUGGGAACAGAGAAUCCUUUUAUAACUUAAAACAGAAGGCCAGAAAUCAUACAGCCAGUUAUCUCAAAAUUAUGAAAACAAUUGAUUAAUAUCCCAUAUUGAUUCCUCUUUCCUCUACCCCAUGAUAAAUGAUUAUAAGUAUAUUCUUGUCUUUAUUAGAUCCCUGCAUUGUUUAUUUAUGACAAAUAAGAUUAAACCAGCUCCCACAUUUUAACCAGUUACAUUUUGAUAAAUGAGUAAUGUUUCUGAGAAAACCUUCCUUUAAAAUUUUCUUUUCUAUUUGCAACCAUAUUUCACUUAUAAAAACAAUUUGUUGGACUAAUCAGUGUCACUGACCCCUUUCUAGUCCCUUCAUAGGAGUUGAAAUUAAAAAGAGAUCGGAUGGUGAAGUAAGUUUAAAACGUUGAUCUUUUCAUUUUUUUUUAAAUUUAGAGACCUGGAUAUUAACUUCAGCUAAGAAUAGUGGUAUAUAUCUGUUCUAUCUGCACCCUACUCUAGUUACCUAAAGUAUAAAUUAUUCAUAAUUUAUUGGCAAUCUUAUUUCGGUCAAGGAUGUGGGCAUUGGAGGCGAAGUUACACUAUUGCAGAAGAUACCGACAACAGUUGAGAUUAAAAGUUAUCUGUUGGAAUACAGAUUAAGUUACCUAUGUAACUGUUAGGUGGAGCCAAGGAGUCAAAGCUAAAAUAUGUGAAAUGAGAAGGGAUACCUAGUGUACCGCAGUGCUGUAUCAAGUGAUUAUUACCAGUACUGGAGGCAGAUUAGCAACAGUUAAUUCCUAGCUAAAGGGACCAAUGGUAGACAGAAAUUAGAUCUCUUGGUGCAAAAUAAAGAUGAUACACCAGUAACUGACCCAUUAUCGUAGCUGGAGUGUUGGAUGCCACUGCAAAGUAGCCAAAGUAAGAAGGCAUUAAUUUUCAAUGCCUCAAGAUACCAUACAAUCUCAAACUCGUGCAGAAAAAAAUCUUAAAUGUUUCCAAUCAAAAAUUGUGACUUCUUGUUUAAUAAUUACAGAUUGUUAAGUCUUUCUUUGCAGGACCAUUUUGCUGAAGCAUUAUAUUUGGCAUCACAAAGUUAUGAACAUAAGUGCAGCUGUUGGACUGUUUGGCAGUCAGCUAGCAGGAACGGGAGGAUUAGUUGGGGUGAAGCAGCAACACAGCUGAAAAAUGCCCUUUUUGUUCUCUGUUGCAACUAUUGUAAUCCAUUUAAAUUGAAUUUAAUACAUUUGAUUUAUGAGCACGAUAAUGUUUAUCUCAAGAUGUGGGUGGUAGUCUAUUGCAAAUGAAUAACCCCUCGCUUUAUCCGCACAAGGUGCUAAGAAUAAGGCAAAAUUGAACUGCACUGUUGGAACAUGGCAUUUUAAUUAUUGUUACAGUAUUGUGUCAGAGCAUAAGCCCUGGUUCUCCAAUUAAGGCACUUUCCAUCCUUUUGGAGAACACCACAAUAUUCAGAGAUGUUAACUGGUUAAUGUGCUGUUUGAUGAAUGUUUGUUUAAUUUUUAAGAUGUAACUUAGAAAUCUCUCCGAAGAGCAGGUUCUGUCUCAAAAAUAAUGUAAUUACAAAAAUGCAUGAAUUAGAAUCUUGUUCAACUUUUUAGAAGUUCUAUAUGCUGAAUUAAUGUUAA
This is a messenger RNA of Hemiscyllium ocellatum (epaulette shark), 4604 nucleotides long. Its product is annotated as zinc finger and BTB domain-containing protein 8B-like. The transcript is spliced from 4 exons. The record is from RefSeq and is a predicted model, not a curated record. Gene Ontology annotation, molecular function: DNA-binding transcription factor activity, RNA polymerase II-specific; RNA polymerase II cis-regulatory region sequence-specific DNA binding; protein binding. Gene Ontology annotation, biological process: regulation of transcription by RNA polymerase II. NCBI's taxonomy places the organism in Eukaryota, Metazoa, Chordata, Chondrichthyes, Orectolobiformes, Hemiscylliidae. The coding region runs from base 76 to 1494 and encodes 472 amino acids.